AUGCGGACCGUAUGUGCAGGGUCUUGCGUGCGUUCUCGCUGUGCCUUGUUUGUAAGUCCAUGUCUCGGCGCAUUGUCAUUGGAAGGGGGUGCCUGGAACGCGUCGUUCGUCUAUUUCCUGGAGAACGGUUCCGUUGUGGAGAACGGUUCCGUUGUGGAGAACGGUUCCGUUGUGGAGAACGGUUCCGUUGUGGAGAACGGUUCCGUUGUGGAGAACGGUUCCGUUGUGGACAGCGGUUCCGUUGUGGAGAACGGUGCGCUUAAGAACGGUUUGUCUUGUUCUGUGGUUUGCCAGAAUGAGUCUAUUUACGUGGGUACUCGUCGUCGUGCUAGGGCGAGUUAUUCUCGGGUUAAAGAUACAGAUUAUGUGUCUGUGAGUGAAGCGAAGAUUGAGGGUGUGUUAUCAUCUGAAGAGUGGACUAGGUUGCGGGGGAUUGAGGAGGCGGAUUUGCGAGAGUGCCGAUUGAUAUACGUAGAGUUGGGUGCGAUACUAUCAUCGUUUGCGUCAAGGCCGGUUGGUUUCGUAUCGUCUGUACAUUGGCCGAGUUGGUUUGGUAGUAUGCCGUUGCAUUUAAUCGAAGUAUGGAUAACGGGUUGUCUGUUACAGCGUUCAGGAGUUUCUAUAAGUCGUUUAGCAAAAUUAUGCGUGGAAUUAGGAUAUGUUCCACCCCGGUCUCGUUGGAGGUUGGAAUGUCUUCGGGAGAAGCCCCGUAUUCUAUAUGGGGAUAAACGAUACUCUGAUCAAGCCAGACAGCUGCUUACGCGUCUGGAAACGGAACUGGUCGGGUCAGUGACGGCUGGUACUUUCGCCCGCAUGGCCACGGCCUCAAGCGUUACGCAGAAAGCCUGGCUACUAUCUUUCAGAUCCUUCGACGCGUCCUCGGACGAGCACGUCAGAUAUAUCAGACCCACAGCCUGGGUCACCUCACACAUGAACAAUCAAAGGGCUGAAAUUUACGCCACGAAAACCACCUCAGGAGUUAUUCCCACCGAUUCCCACUUAACGGAAGCUGUUCCCACCGACGGAGGAGCGUACCGAUAUACCAGGGGUAAUUUAACUCAAUUUGCCAGGAAGAACAAAGCACCAGUGCUCACAGACAAACGAGUACAAGACAAGCUCACGGCGCUGGUAAACCGUGACUGGAUGCGAUUAGGUUCGAUGCAAUCGACGGACUUCGAGGCUUGCAGCUUAGCGUACGUAGAAUUGGGUACAGUCAUUGUUAAGCACGUCCACCACGCAUUCGGCAUCGCUUCUGCACCAGUAUUGGAACAGGUGGCUACCGCAUUGGACAAGGGACGUUUUACAUCACCUGUACUCGGCUGGGUAGCCGGGUGUAUCCUCCAAUAUGCCCGCUCAUCAAUUAACGAUCUUGCCAAAUUCUGUAUACACGAUCUCGCCUAUAGACCUUUACCCGAUCUCAUGCUCGAAUGCCUAUUUCGCAAACACGAAACUCACUUGCAGUAUCUUAAAAGAAAGGUCUAUGAUGACCCCUUAAAUUACCUCAUCCAACUUGUCUCCGGUCUGACGAAGAAAAUAUCACUGUCUGAAUUCGCCGCGCUUAUGCCCACAACACAAUAUUACAAGAAGGAAUACCUCCAGGAAUACUCGUACUACACUCAGCUACAAACCGGCAUGCGACCACGGAAUCGAACCGGCGGUAAAAUGAUCAAAAGUGGCUCGGCGAAGCAGACCAUCAAAAGCGGCAAGAGGAAAAAAACAGGCCUCUCUGAUACCGUGGCGAAAACGACUGACACCGAUACGGUGAACAUGGAUAAAAAGACCAAGACAUCUCCCCCAGCCCAGUUGGCAACAGCGAUUGUACAAGACGCCGACCCGUUGAUGUAUUGCCACCCAGAUGACGUGAUUGAAUUUCUUCGCUGGGUCGAAUCACGGUAG
Molecule: messenger RNA, 1896 nt
Organism: Gregarina niphandrodes
Lineage: Eukaryota; Apicomplexa; Conoidasida; Eugregarinorida; Gregarinidae
Exons: 1
Coding region: 1-1896 (631 amino acids)
Source: RefSeq, a predicted model, not a curated record